Molecule: messenger RNA, 1231 nt
Organism: Erythranthe guttata (spotted monkey flower)
Lineage: Eukaryota; Viridiplantae; Streptophyta; Magnoliopsida; Lamiales; Phrymaceae
Product: NAD(P)-binding Rossmann-fold superfamily protein
Cellular component (GO): chloroplast
Source: RefSeq, a predicted model, not a curated record
ACCUAAAAGCGUUAUUCGAGCUGAGAAUGGAGGAGAGAGAAAGCGCAGAUAAAGCUCCAGUGGAGGGAAAAUAAUCCCAACCAGCUCAAUUCAUCAAUGGCGGGUUCAGCUCCGACCAUCUCCUUCUUCAACUCCUCUUCCCUGUACUGCAAUCGCGCUUUCGAUAAUUUCAAACAUUCUCGCACUUUCGAUAAGCGUUUAUCGUUCACAUGUUUCUCGUCCAAGAAGAAACAGCUAGGGUUCAUGGAUCAAAUCCUCGAUUACAUCGAAGGGGGUCCAAAGUUAAGGAAAUGGUAUGGAGCACCCGAUAUUCUCUCGAAAGACGGAAUCGAAUCGGCCGAAAACGAGGCUCCAGAAGAAGAUGAAGUUAAAGAUGCAGUAUUAGUAACCGACGGAGAUAAUGAGAUCGGUCAGAUGAUCAUACUUUCGCUCAUUGUCAAAAGAAUUCGAGUGAAGGCACUCGUGAAGGAUAAGCGCGUUGCUAUGGAAGCAUUCGGCACUUACGUUGAGUCAAUGGCCGGGGAUACAAAAGACAAGGCGUUUUUGAAGAAGGCAUUAAGAGGCGUUCGUGCAGUUAUAUGCCCAAAUGAAGGGUUUUUAUACAAUCUCGAAAGCUGGAAAGGUAUACAACACGUGAUCCUGUUAUCUCAGUUGUCUGUCUAUAGGGGCUCAACUGGUAUUCAAGCAGUAAUGAAUAGCAACGCACGAAAACUAGCAGAGCAAGACGAGAAUUUGGUGAAGGCAUCGGGUGUGCCGUAUAGCAUUAUUCGGACCGGUGUCUUAAAAGAUACACCUGGCGGCCAACAAGGUUUUUGCUUCAAAGAGGGUAGUGCAGCAAAGGGUAGUCUUAGCAAGGAAGACGCCUCGUUUAUUUGUGUAGAAGCGCUGGAUAAUGUCCCGGUUAAAGGAUUGGUAUUUGAGGUGAUUAACGGUGAGGAAAAGGUUUCGGAUUGGAAAAAGUGCUUUGCUACAUUGAUGGAUAUGUCGAGCGGAGAAGCUUGAAAAACACGAAGGCGAAUCUAGGUACUUCGAAUUUCGAAACAUGUCGUAUCAUUUUAGAAUAUAUCAGAUGCCUGUGCAUAAAAAUAUGUAAAUUCAUUUAUGGUGCAUUGUAUGUGAUUAUUUUGUGUUUGGUGUUGUUGUAUAAAUCCUUUGGAUUGUACAAUAUUUGUAAAUUACUCGAAACUCGACUUAUUCGUACAACAAACUAAAGUAAAACUUCACUCCGAUA